AUGGUAGGUAAGAGGAGACGCGGAUUUUUUUACGCCUUUUUUGGCGGCUAUUGGUCGAGUUGGUAUCCGAACGCUAAGCCGUGGAUCAGCUACAAGGCCUGGUGGGGUCAGCCCACGGGCUCCAUGAAGUUUGGCGCCACAAUGCAUAACGGCGAUAUCAAUAAUCCACUCGUUCUCGGCUUCGAUGGAUCGCAAGUGCACACAUACGCCAGCACUGGUACACUCUUAGAAGUGAGAAACACAACACUCGUGAACGAGACGGAGGAGAAGUGGCCAAAAGACAUCACCGCCGCCAUGAGAAUGGCAGACAAUACGGUAUAUCUAUUCCGGGGCGAGAACGCCGGUGAAGACAUUGGGAGUGAACUAUUGGAAGCAGUGUUGACUCGACCCGGAAGUGUCCUCAUUGUAUCUAAAAAGAUAUUAUCAACAAAUGGUACCACAAAUGGCACUUCUGGUGGCGUCCGGGCCAUAAGAUUUGAUGGAGAACUGAUCCAUCGAUACAAAGAAGUGAACAACACAUUUGUGAGGGAAAGUAAUUCCCCGCAACAUUACGCCGACACUCGUGAACACAUUCCGGCCAACAUUACCGGCGCUUUCAUCGGUCCCGACAAAGACAUCUACUUCUUCAGAGGUAAUCAAUUCUGUAAACGAUCGCUAAUUCUUCGGCAAAAUGUCACCAAUAAUGGGCAACUCUUUGGCUGCAACGCCGGUGUUAUCAAGAAUAAGGAUAUCUGUGCGAACUCGACGGUUGAGGGCGUGUUGUCUAAUAAGUUGGACCCCUCGGGGAGGGAGAAGUUUAUAUUCAAAGGCACUUCCCGUUGGCUGUUGACUAUCGGCGCCGACUAUAUAACCGGCAAAUUGACGUUGGAUGAAGUAUUUGGGACUAAAGUCGGUAAUAAUAAGCCUAACAUUCAAUCAUCGCAUUCAUCGGAUGUAAAGACCAAAUCAGAUGAAACCGAUGAUAACGACUAA
Medioppia subpectinata is the source of this 972-nucleotide messenger RNA. NCBI's taxonomy places the organism in Eukaryota, Metazoa, Arthropoda, Arachnida, Sarcoptiformes, Oppiidae. The record is from the annotation of a GenBank genome assembly.